AUGUAUACUCUUUCUAUUCUGUCUUUACUCUUCACAGUUGCAACCUGUGUCUAUGCCCAAUCUUCUUCUUCUACCCCUACGAUCGCUCCGAGUGAUGAUUGCUCUUGUGGAUAUUAUGAUAUAGUGACUGGAAACCUUUUUACGGAAUCCCUGAUUACUUAUUUUAAUGAGACCGAUACUCUUUCGGACGAGUUUAUACUUCAGUCCUAUGAAAACAAGUACGAGAAGGAUUACAACAGCAUAUUUCGACAAGGUUCUAAUCCUGUGAACAUCAAUCUUCUCAACAUUUCAUCAGUUGUAUCCAACAACCAUGAUUCUACAUCUCAAGUUCUGUCUAAACCACGUUCUUCACGAGAUACGUCGUCAAACUCUACUCGUGGGGCCAGCCCGACAACAACCAGUGGAGAGGGUGGCGACUCUUCAAUUGCCAAUGAUACAGCCUCACUGUUCUCUCCAUCUGGUAGAUCCUUCACUUCGUCCCUAAAAUUGUCUGUCGACCCACCAGAUAAGAAUCACUUAGUCACUGGUGGUGGUAUCAAGACUGUGAGACAGGAUAUAAAAUAUGGUUCCGCACGGGCAUAUCUUCGCCCCUCAAGUCAGGGAGUUGGAGGAACUUCGCUCUCGAUGAUGUUCCGCUACAACGAAUCAGAGUCUAUGGAAAUGAAUAUCAUGAAUACCAACCAAAAUUCAACUGCUUGGGUUACGAGCUUGAUUCAUUCGGAAUUUCCAAAUCCAUCGUUGGGCACAAACUUCAGUUUUUUUGCCGAGAAGAAUAUCUCUCUAUAUGAUUACAACGAAUUUCGACUGGAUUGGACAAAGAACGAAGUUCAUUGGUACAUUGGAAAUGUUCUUGUCCGAUCAAUUUUCAAGGAGAAUGGCUCUGUGCCAUCUACCCCCUCCCCAUUCUUUAUCAAGCAUUGGUCUACAGGAAAUCCAUAUUCUAUGCAAGGUCCACCCAUCUCUAUCUCCGAUGCGAACAUUGGGUGGGUUCGACUAUUCUUCAAUUCUUCAUUAAUGAAUUCUACGCAUCAUGCAAAUUUUAAUGCGCGAUGUAAUCUCAAAGUCGCAUGUUCAAUGGACAACACUACUUUACGCGGCUCCUCGCCCUUCUCAUCAGCCGCUCUAAGUCCUUGGGAACACCGUGUUGCUCAUGGUACACUUCGAUGGGUAGCGAUUUGGUUCAGCGUUGGCUGUAUGUUCGCAACUUUGACAGCUUUAGCGAACGCUUUCCUUAGACUCAAAGUCUUCAAGAAAGCAGAAGAAAAACUCUCAAAUCCUACGGAGGAUAAUACUAGUGUGAAGAGCCCACCUUCCCCGCCCUACGCCUAUUCUAGAAAUGCAAGCUUGACACCGGCCCCAUCCUAUCGGACAAGGAUCGAAUCCUAUAAUUCAGGGACAUCGACUUUAGUGUCUUCAUUCAAUUUCUCGACCGCAAGUCAUUCAGGUGAACGAGGCUUAAGUGGUAUUGGGUCUAUUGAUCAAAUAUACAGCAAAGUCGAUCACGAGUGGAAUAUCCGCAGCAGUGGUUCAGGCGACAACAGUGACAACGCAAUGUGUAUCAACGAGUUACCUCCUAGCUUAUCCCCCUCAUUACCAAACUCGCCAAAUUCUAGUCGAUUUGAUAUUGAUAUCAAAGACAAGUCUAAACGAGCCUCGGGGCUUAACAACACUACCGUUGCGGAUACACUAGAUCAUAUAACUCUCGAUAUUGAAUCCAACGCUAUAAUUCAGCGGCACCAGACAGAUAGCCAAUCUCGCCUAGAUGGGAAGGAUAUCACAAAUAAAUUCCCCACAUCGGCAUUCUCAACACAUGAAAGUGCAUCUCCAAUUGAAACAAGCCAAAGAGUCGACCACUUAGCAGGACUCAUCACCGUUGCAGCGAUAAAUGUAACUGUUCUUCAUUUUUGCCUGACUUUCGUACCGGCCGUCAUUGCCCCUGGUGCUUUUGCCCACUAUUCUGCCGAAAUAUGGAUCAACAAAACUAUUGUACCUUUCUUUCUCAAUCAAGGAGCCCUUGGUCUUUUCUUCACCACCUCUGCACGAUUCCUCGUUACUCCUUUUCUGCACGAUGGAGACCUAUCUUCUAUAGCUUCGAAGAUAGUCACUCGGGUCUUCCAAAUCAUGUUACCAGUUCUUACAUUCGUCCUUCUAGAAUACUUUCUCAUUCUCUCAGGAGCAACCUACUAUCUUCCUUUCUUGCCAUCGAUUACCUGGAGUACCUGGCCUUAUGUGAUUCCAUUUCCUCAUAUCGGAUAUCUUCUCAAUGAAGUCAUCGCACUCGCUUAUACAAUCCCAAACGCAGUCCCUCUCAUAACUUUCAACUACUGCACUGGCGUUCUCUGGACUAUUCCCGUAAUCAUCCAAGGAUCAUGGACUACGCUUCUUGCCAUUCUUCUUAUAACCUCUGUUCCGAACCCGAAGAAACGUUUCCCCUUCUAUGUGUUCUCGCUAUUGAUCAAUUGGUACUCACUCUCCUGGUCUUCGUUCUUCUGGGUCGGCAUUCUACUUACCGAUCUCGAAAUUACAUACCACAUGCCAAGAUACCUGCACAAACAUCCUCUAAUCUAUUACCCUAUGAUUUUUAUCCUCACGAUUCUCGCUCUUCUAGCUCUUAGUGCAGAUACCUUCAACCAAUGGCUCAAUUACAGCAUCAUAGCUAAAGAAACACUCAUUCAUCCUGACCCAAGCACGGGUCUUCCAGCUACUAUCACUCACAACUCCGGAUAUCCUGGUUAUCCGGGCUACUGGGUACCUCAUUUCAACGGUCUCAUAUUCUGUACCGCCAUUCAAUGCCUUGCAUCGAUAUCUCCCUUAGUCCAGUCAUUUCUUUCUGCAAAACACCUCAUGCUAUUAUUCCCACAUGUUUUCAGCAUGUAUCUGUUCCAUGGUAUGAUCUUCUGGUCUCUUGGUGCUUGGGUCUGUCUUACUCUUAACAACAUCCUACCGUACUGGGCAGUGUUAAUUGUAACUGCCGUCGUAUGUUACACAGUCUUGUUUUUAUCAUUGCCUAUGUUAUCGUUAAUAGCAGGAUUAUUUGGAAAAGGACUAGCGGGCGAUAUCAAGAGGGACUCUCGAGAAGAGCCAUUGAAGGGGCGGCCAACGUUAACACCGUUUGGAAGAGAUUGGUUGAAUCGGAAUGGGAUGAUUGACGGUAUUCCUGUAGUUGGUGGUGAGGCAUCGACUGAAGAUAAAAAGGUUGAAAGAAUAGAUGCAGGGCAGAAGAAAAUGACUCAAGUGGAGAUCCGGGUUAUCGAGUGCGGCGAGGAAGUUGGUGGAGAUUGCAAUGUUCGUUCUGCCAACAAGGUGGACAGGCUUGGCUCUGCCGAUGGCGAAGCGGGUGAUCAAAUCAGUAAGGCUUGA
Messenger RNA from Botrytis deweyae, 3360 nucleotides. RefSeq lists its product as uncharacterized. Bases 1 to 3360 code for a protein of 1119 amino acids. Gene Ontology annotation, biological process: carbohydrate metabolic process. NCBI's taxonomy places the organism in Eukaryota, Fungi, Ascomycota, Leotiomycetes, Helotiales, Sclerotiniaceae. Gene Ontology annotation, molecular function: hydrolase activity, hydrolyzing O-glycosyl compounds. The transcript has a single exon. The record is from RefSeq and is a predicted model, not a curated record.